ACAGUACAUUGCGCAUACUCACAACUUCUUUCACCUGAAGAAGAAACAUGGCGGAGUCGGGAGAUGUGACAACGUCUGCCAUUGCCAAUAGUUGUAGAACACAAACUUUACAGAGUAAAAAUGGAGUUAACGGGUCUGAUAAACCACAUAAACGAGUGGUAGUAUUCGACUGUCGCCCGGAAAGAGACGUCGAUGCAACGGAGAGAGUUCUGGACAUAAAUGGCUUGGACUUCAACGACUUCCUUCAAUUUGUAUCAAAGGUGCAGUAGCUAGCUAGCUAGCUAACGUCGUUAGUUAUGCAGAGAUAUGUUAGCCAGGCAGCUGCCUGCUUGAUUGCAAAUUUGCAACAGCUGGCUCUUGACAAUUAAUGAGUUCCCACCAUGCUUGGAAUUAACUAACUAGCUCACUCAGAUAGCUUGGCUAGAUAGCCGACAUGGCCGAUCGUGGCAAAUGUAUUGAUCCAUAAUAUUCGUAGCUGUCAUAUUUGCCAAUUUAAUGUUUUAAUUAAAUUGUUAAUAGCUUUCUAGCACGUUAUAAACAAGUUGUCCCAUUUGUUGUUGUCACAUUUGUUGUGAAUACGAUAUCUAAACCAUUCACCAAAUUAUAAAAACGUGUCAUAUCUGCAGAGGUAGAUAUACAACUAUUUCCCAUGUGUUCUCGCCUUAGGAAUUUGCCAUUCCUUCCAACGAAACGUUUGUCUUGACAACAACUGACAGAAAAGGAAUAGAUUUGGACAGAUAUGGUAAGUGACAUUCCAGUCAGGGCUACCUGGUGUAGUGCUAGAAAGAAAUGCCGAAAUGCCAGACCAAUUUUUAAUUUAUAAUUAAAAAAGGGCACAUGGCUUGGAUUAAUCAGUGUAACAUGUUUUUGGUAUAAUAAUAGUCAGGCAUUGGGUCACAAAUAAGCCUUUAUACAAGGGGAAUAAGAGAUGAGUGACAGUAAGUUAUGUUGCUGAUGUGUCAUCUCUUUCAGAGGAACUUCAACAAGGAAACACUCUCCACCUGUUGCAGAGCGAGGACCAGACCCUGCCCGCAGCAACUAAGGAACACAUUGUGUUCCUCCCUCACUACGAUACACUGGUCCAGAGUGGCAUGUAUGAGUACUAUGCUAGUGAGGGCCAGAAGUCUUUACGUGAGUGCCUCUGAAAUACUGUACCUUCUCCAGCCCAAACCAACAAUAUACAGUCCUGUUUGUAUUCAUUAGCCGUGUUCACACUGCCCCACACUGAAUAAAAUGUCUAUGCUCAGCACUUAUGACCAAUUUUCUACUCUGUGAGGCUUUGUGGAUAUGGGCCCCGGGCUAAUUAUGACCCAGAAGAAGCGGCGUUAAAGGGCCUAUCGUUUCCUAUAGUUAAUUAAAGCUUUGUUCCCCCCCCUCCCAGCGUAUGCCUUUGCAGAACUAAUCGACAAUGCACUGUCAGCGACAUCGCACAACACAGGAGUGAGGACCAUAGACAUCCGAUUGGUGAGAUACUACAGCUUUUUUUCUCUCCCAAUUUUUUUUUUCUAACUGUUGUAAACCUCACAUGCGUAAUUGUGGUCUUGAAUGAAAGUGAUGCAUACAUAUUGUGAUGUGCUUUCUUAUAAAGGUCUGUGUUCUGCACCCCUACAGUAUUGAUGGAAUGGGAUACAACGGUAGUUGAUUGUUUCUCAUCUCUUCCCCCAGCUGUUUGAUGAGUCCUUGGGGAAACAUGCAGUGGUUAUCAUGGACAACGGCUGUGGAAUGACCUCCAAGCAGCUUAAUAACUGGGCUGUGUACAGGCUCUCCAAAUUCAGCAGGGAAACCGGCACGUUUUCAAGGUUGGUUUAUCAAGAGUAGGGCCGGGAGUUUUUCCACAUCACAUGAUCUGACCUGUUCAGAUCAGGUCAUGCGGUCAGACCCGUCUCAAUGACCCACAGUAAAUGUAAAUUAAAAUGCACUUUCCAAAUAAAUAAAUACGAGUAUACACUUGAAAUUAGUUUUUGGUACUUUCCAUUUAUCUGUCGUCAGUGAUCCUGUUUGUCUCACUAGUGAUCACGCUGGGUAUGUUCGUCCUGAUCCAGUCCCUCGCAGUCUCAACAGUGAUAUAUCAUAUUUUGGAGUAGGAGGGAAACAAGCAGUGUUCUACAUUGGACAGUCAACCAGGGUAAAUGUAGAAUUAUUGGCCAUUGUUCCUCUUGUGUUCUACCAUAUUCCCCUAAUGGACUGUGAUGCGCUACUAUGUGACUUGAUAUCUCUGUCUUUGUUAAAGAUGAUCACCAAACCAGCGGGCUCCCCAGAUGUCCAUGAACUCAUCAUUUCAAAAGAAGAGUUUGAGAGGAAGGAGCGGAACAAGGAAGAUAUUUAUAGUGGUUUUAUCAGAAACCGGAAGGUAAGGGAUUACUCCCAGAUCACUCAAAAUGGUGAUGUGAUCCCCAAAAGGUGUCCUCAAUCCAUCCAUUCUGGAACUGUCAGUAUCGGGGGCCAACUGCUGUACCCUUCCCUCAGUGGCCAUCCUCUAUGUAAUGACAGCCAUGUUCAAUCCUCCACCCCGCAGAUGGGUGACUCGUCCCACGUGAGCGACGACGAGGAGCGCUUCCUCCACGGGCUGAUCUCUGAGGAGGUGGGAAAGGACAGCUUCACGGCCGUGGUGGUGACGGGGGUCCAGCCUGAACACAUCACCUUCCUCAAGCAGGACUUUCACCUGUGGACUAGAGAACUGGCGUGAGUCUGCUCACCCACCUGACUUGCCCAAUAUUAAUUAAUUAAUGAGACAAGGUCUAAGGACAUUCCAUAGCGACAGCGUGUGAGAUAAGUCAUGGUCCAAUGACUAUACCUGCUAGCAGCAUGUCACGCGUCCGAAGCUACAUCCAUAAUCGGUAGAUUGGAGAAUCGCCCUUUGCAUCGCCGAGCAGCAAACAAUUAACUAUUAAAUCAAGUUUUUAGAUGCUACCCCCCUCCCCAAAUCAAAUUUAAUAUGGAUGCCUAUGUUUUUUUUCUGGCUUUGGCGCACACCUUUCCUGUACUUCCCAUCUUGGACAGCAUGGUGCCCGUAUUGCGAGGCUGAUUAACUAGACAAACAGGUAUGAAACACCGACCAGUGUACACGCAAAGUGAGAACACAACAUAUAAUCCAUGUUUGGUGUUGAUUUCGGGAGGGGGCAUCUAAACUGGAUUUAAUAGUUUCUUGUUCACUGCUCGGUGACGCAAACAGUGGUUCUCCAAUUGGAGUCGUCUACCGAUAUUAUGGAUGUAGCUUCGGACGCGGGACACAUGCUGCUAGCAGGUACGGUCAUUGGACCAUGACUUAUCUUGCAUGCUUUCAUUAUGGAAUGUCCUUAAACCUCGUCUCAUUAAUUAGAGGUCUAAUAUUGGGAUACCACCUGACCUGCACCAUCCCAAAUACCCACCACCACCUUUCAAUCCGAUUGGUUGUUGUCGUCUUUAGAUAUUACUCUUUGAACAAAUUAUAGAAAUGACAAUCUGCUUUGUUUACAGCCACUUGUAUCACUAUUACAUUCACGGCCUAAAUGGGAAUGACAUGAAAGCCUCCUACCGAAACUCUGAUUGUGUCUCCAACAUUGACAUUCAGGUGAGAAGGUCAUUGCAUUUAAGUGACUAUUUUUAUUAAAUAACCAUGUAAUUAUGUUUUAUUUUAUGGUAGUGCUACAGACAAUAGUCAUCAAUCUUUGAAGUUGUCUGUUUUAUAACUAUAGUUUUGUGAUACUAUAUUGAUAUUUAUCUGCUGUUCAGAUCUCUCUGCUGGAGAAGUUCCCCAAGAUCCCUCGCAUGGUGAACCUCAGAGAGAUCGACAACGAUAUGCAGACGCUCUACAUCAACGCAUCGGCUGACACGUUCGAGUUCAAGGCCUGCACAGACAAUGAAGGAACAGUGGAGGGGGUCCUGAGGUACCACCCCUUCCUCUAUGACAGGGAAACCUACCCUGAAGACCCUUACGCCAUACAAGGUAACCUAGACUGUACCCUAUUCCCUAUAUAGUGCACUACUUUUGACCAGAGCCCAAUAUGCAUUGACAGCUGUGUGUAAGAGGGUUGCUGUCAGAUGUUUGGACACAUUGGUCACGGUCAAGUUUUUAAAGCGCAGUAGGUUACAGUUAAGCUUUUAAGGUCAUGAAAAUCAAAAAAUGUAAAAGCUCAUAUUCUGUUUGCUCAUACCUCAAUAAUGUUGUUGACUCGUCUUUUACUAGUUGUGGCCAAAGCAUAAAUUAGAGAACCCACUCGGAAAACUUAUUUUUGAAACAAACCAUCAAAAAUGCUUGAAAUUGGCUUGGAGAAUGACAUCAUUCUCCAGUGGGGAAAAUGAGAUUAGGGGAGACACAGGCUCAGGAGGGCGCACAAGCUAGUUAGCAAGCCAAGCGAUCCACAGCUUGUGUUAGUUGUUGUAUAGGCUUUGUCCUCUUUCCUAUCUCGCCAGUCACUUCUAUUUCAAACAGAAAUAUAAACACAACUUUUAACAAUUUCAAAGAUUUUACUGAGUUACAGUUCAUAUAAGCAAAUCAGUCAAUUGAAAUAAAUUCAUUAGGCCCUAAUCUAUGGAUUUCACAUGACUGGGAAUACAGAUAUGCAUCUGUUGGUCACAGAUAUACCUUUAAAAAAAAGUAGGGCCGUGGAUAAAAAACUAAAACAGUCAGUAUCUGGUAUGACCACCAUUUGCCUCAUGCAGUUCUACACAUCUCCUUCGCAUAGUUUAUCAGGCUGUUGAUUGUGGCCUGUGAAAUGUUGUCCCACUCCUCUUCAAUGGCUGUGUAAAGUUGCUGGAUAUUGGCGGGAACUGGAACGCUGUCGUACACGUCGAUCCAGAGCAUUCCAAAAAUGUGCUCAAUGGAUGACAUGUCUGGUGAGUAUGCAGGCCAUGGAAUAACUGGGACAUUUUCAGCUUCCAGGAAUUGUGUACAGAUCCUUGUGACAUGGUGGCCGUGCAUUAUCAUGCUGAAACAUGAGGUGAUGGCGGCGGAUGAAUGGCACGGCAAUGGGCUUCAGGAUCUCGUAACGGUAUCUCUGCAUUAAAAUUGCCAUCGAUAAAAUGCAAUUAUGUUCAUUAUCUGUCACUUAUGCCUGCCCAUACCUAAACCCCUCCGCCACCAUGGGGCACUCUGUUCAUAUCGUUGACAUCAGCAAACCGCUCGCCCACACGACGCAAUACAGGCUGUCUGCAUGCUGCCUGGUACAGUUUUAACCGGGAUUCAUCUGUGAAGAGCACACUUCUCCAGCGUGCCAGUGGCCAUCGAAGGUGAACAUUUUCCUACUGAAGUCGGUUACGAUGCCGAACUACGGUCAGGUCAAGACCCUGGUGAGGACGACAAGCACGCAGAUGAGCUUCCCUGAGACUUUCUGACAGAUUGUGCAGAAAUUAUUCGGUUUUGCAAACCCACAGUUUCAUCAGCUGUCCGGGUGGCUGAUCUCAGACGAUCCCGCAGGUGAAGACGCAGGAUGUGGAGGUCCUGGGAUGGCGUGGUUACACGUGGUCUGCAGUUGUGAGUCCGUUUGAAUGUACUGCAAAAUUCUCUAAAACGACAUUGGAGGCGGCUUAUGGUAUUGUCCCCACACAAGGUGCUUCUGUGUAAUGAUCAUGCUGUUUAAUCAAGUUGUUGAUAUGCCACACCUGUCAGGUGGAUGGAUUAUCUUGACAAAGGAGAAAUGCUCCCUAGCAGGGACGUAAACAAAUUUGUGCACAACAUUUGAGAGAAAUAAGCUUAAUGUGCAUAAGGAACAUUUCUGGGAUCUUUUAUUUAAGCUCAUGAAACAUGGGACCAACACUUUACAUGUUGCGUUCAUAUUUUUGUUCAGUGUAUGUGGUUUGUAAGAAUUGGCCUGUUGGCUGUUUUUAGAAGCCGUAGUAAAGCUAGCGUUCUAACGUUAGCUAUUAAGGUUAACUAAGUUAGCUGGGUAGCCAACAAGAAAGCAAGCCAAAGCAGAUCCAUCACACAACCAACUCGCCGUUCCCUUCUAUUUGAAAUCCUGUGGAAACCUAGUUAGCUGUAGUUGACUGAUAUAUAUACAGUGCCUUCGGAAAGUUUUCAGACCCCUUGACUUUUUCCACAUUUUGUUACGUUACAGCCUUAUUCUAAAAUGGAUUAAAUUGUUUUUUUCCCUCAUCAAUCUACAUACAAUACCCCAUAAUGACAAAGCAAAAAUAGUUUUUUAGACAUUUUUGCAAAUGUAUUAAAAAUAAAAAAGUGAAAUAUUACAUUUACAUAAGUAUUCAGACCCUUUACUCAGUACUUUGUUGAAACACCUUUGGCAGCAAUUACAGCAUAGUCUUCUUGGGUAUGACCGUACAAGCUUGGCACACCUGUAUUUGUGGAGUUUCUCCCAUUCUUCUCUGCAGAUCCUCUCAAGCUCUGUCAGGUUGGAUGGGGAGCAUUGGUGCACAUCUAUUUUCAGGUCUCCAGAGAUGUUAGAUCGGAUUCAAGUCCGGGCUCUGGCUGGGCCACUCGAGGACAUUCAGAGACUUGUCCCGAAGCCACUCCUGCGUUGCCUUGGCUGUGUGCUUAGGGUCGUUGUCCUGUUGGAGCGAAGGUUCACCUUCCAGUCUGAGGUCCUGAUCGCUGAAAAACAUCCCUGCAGCAUGUUGCUGCCACCACCAUGCUUCAUCGUAGUGAUGGUACCAGGUUUCCUCCAGACGUGAUGCUUGGCAUUCAGGCCAAAGAGUUCAAUCUUGAUUUCAUCAGACCAGAGAAUCUUGUUUCUCAUGGUCUGAGAGUCUUUAGGUGCCUUUUGGAAAACUCCAAGCGGGCUGUCAUGUGCUUUUACUGAGGAGUGGCUUCCGUCUGGCCACUCUACCAUAAAGGUCUGAUUGGUGGAGUGCUGCAGAGAUGGUUGUCCUUCUGGAAGUUGCUCCCAUCUCCACAGAGGAACACUAGUGCUCUGUGAGUGACCAUCAGGUUCGUUGUCACCUCCCUGACCAAGGCCCUUCUCCCCUGAUUGCUCAGUUUGGUUGGGUGGCCAGCUCUAGGAAGAGCCUUGGUGGUUCCAAACUUCUUCCAUUUAAGAGUGAUAGAGGCCACUGUUUUUGGGGACCUUCAAUGCUGCAGAUAUUUUGGUACCCUUCCCCAGAUCUGUGCCUCGACACAAUCCUGUCUCAGAGCUCUACGGACAAUUCCUUUAACCUCAUGGCUUGGUUUUUGCUCUGACAUGCUCUGUAAACUGUGGGAACUUUAUAUAGACAGGUGUGUGCCUUUCCAAAUCAUGUCCAAUCAAUUUAAUUUACCACAGGUGGACCCCAAUCAAGUUGUAGAAACAUCUCAAGGAUGGUCAAUGGAAACAAGAUGCACCUGAGCUUAAUUUCAAGUCUCAUAGCAAAGGGUCUGAAUACUUAUGUAAAUAAGCUAUUUCUGUUUUUAUUUUUAAUACAUUUGCUAAAAUGUCUAAACUGUUUUCGCUUUGUGAUUAUGGGGUAUUGUGUGUAGAUUGCUGAGGAAGAUGUUUUAUUUAAUCCAUUUUAGAAUAAGGCUGUAACAAAUUGGAAAAAGUCAAGGGCUCUGAAUACUUUCCGAAGGCACUGUAUGUAGCAGAAGUUAGCUAGCUAGCCUAGCUCCUAGCAAUAACAACUUGCUAGCUAGCGGUCUGCAUUAAUUGCUGUUGUAGUAAAGUGCCCUAGUAGUUCCAUCAUGUUAACAAAUCCUGAAUUAAUCCAUACCAUUUGACUACAGGCAGUAAGUAGCCUUCGGUAUUGGUAAAAUAAAAAAAGGAAGACUGCUAGGCCGUGCGUGCAGCCCUGCCUCACGUAGAGUUGGUAGCUAAUUUGAAUACCCAAGUGUAUGCGUGUCUCAUUGGUAUACGCCCAAACCGGAGUUUCUACUCAGGCCAAGCAGGGGCACAGAGAAAAGCUGCUUUUUAACAUCCUUAAUUAUCUUUUUUUGGGAAGGACAUCUAUUAAAUUAAUAUUGUCAUUUUAGGUGAAUAUUUCAUAUAACUCUUGAACACUGGAGAGAUGCUUUAAAUCACAGUAGGCCCUGUAAGAUCAUAAGUCAGGGGUUACCAUACUUAUUUUUUUGUCACAACCCCAACCAUGUGAAAACAUUAUGUAAUUAACAGCCAAUGUUUACUUAUUUUAUUUGGGGCUAUGGCAGUCAUUUGAAAAUCAUUCUAACAGUAUUUCUGAUUGUCUUCUCAACUCACCAUCACAUACUUUUAACGUGGGGCUUUGACAGUUAUCUCACCACCACUAAUGAGAUGGGUGUGCUUGAUGCAUGUCGCAUCGGAGCUUCUCAAAGUUGGAGGGCGUGGUCGACAGUGCACAAUUAAUCUCUGUCACAUCCAACCUGGAUCGAUAUUUGGUUUUAAUGCAAACGAGAGCACUGAAUCCAGCUUCAAACAGAUAUGAGCUGGCGAAGGGUACCUUGAGUUUUAUGGUGCUUUCAAGACAAGUGGGAACUCAGAAAAAUACAAGGUCAAAUUAUGACGUCAAUGAUCUUCAGGUCGGAAAGCCAGAGCUCUAGAAAGAGGCCCGAGUUCGAUGACCGUUCAAAAUGUUUUUUCCCAGUCGGAGCUAUUACAAAAAAAUUUCCCCAGUUGUCUUGAACGGACUGAAGUCAGAUUUCCCAGUUCUGAGUUUCCAGUUGUUUUGAACACUGCAUUAAUGCUCAGAGGGAAACGGCAGUGUAUUCCCUUUUGAGUCAGGAACCAAAACUCCUACGUAGUGACCCGUGAACGCAUUGUCUGCAACAUCUAUCACAUGAUGGCUCAAUUAGCUGUUCGAUUCUACUGAUCCAGGAUCGCAGUCAAACUGAUUGGGAAGUAGGUCCCCAAGUGCUAUUCCAAAUGUUGGAGGUGAGCAGUCAUCAAUCGUGUGGGACACUUAAUGAUGCUGUUUUCUGUUAGAAUUCUGCACAGCCGAGGGAUUGGUUUGCUUUUGAAAGACUCCUCUGAAUCCACUGAUUAGUCACUCAUCUGUAGAAUGUUUUUGUAUUUCCCCUCAUGCUUGCGUUCAGUUGGUUCAGUUUCCCAAAUGUCUCUUACAUCAUUUUCUUUUCAUUACACAGAAAGUCAAGUAUUUUUUAUUUAUUUUUACAUCCAGUGUGAAUGACAACAGUUACACUCUCAAUGCGAGAAAUCUUUACAACACCCCCCCUCAAUAACCACCAAGCCUCAGUAAUAAAAUAGAACAUUGUCAUGCUCUGAUCCCAUAUCUCCACAUAGUUUUGCGAACAAGCGUGCGUGCAGUGGAUGUGGUUUGAUGUAGUUUACAAUUGAAGUUACCUGCUGCAGUAUAUCUCAGAGUUCUGUGCUCAGCUCUUUUGCUGCCAGUUGCUCUCGGGGGUAUCAUACAAUGCGUCCAUAUGGCAGUGGGAGACCAAUUCAUAACGAGAGUGCAGAUGCCUGCCCGCUGUCCAGCCAUAGAUGGAGCAAAAGCCCACCAUUUUCGAUCUGCUUUUCGAGAAAAUAGUCACGCAGCACACUGAACAUCACCUGUGCCAUUUUAUACUCUGGAAUCACGAGACGGAACAAUAUAUCCUUGUGAAUAGCAUCCCCCGACAUGUAUUGCAAACAAAAGUCAAUGCAUGGCCAUCUCGGCCCUCACAGCUAACGUCCAUUUGUAGAGCAUUAGCUGGGGAGUUUGUCAUUCAGUCAGUUUCCUCUUGAUUGCUAGCAAUAGCAUAAAUUAUUUGUUUAACAGUGUUAUCUGACAAAGGUAUUGAUGUGAGUUUCUAUGCCUCUGCCUCCCCACACAGUUUUCACCAUAUCAAUUGCGGACGGUAAUAUCAAAGUCACUGCAAUACUGUGUGGUUUCAUAGCGUAGUGGGCCUAGCCAUUCACAGUGGGAAUGAUUCAAGUGCGGCCUUUUCCCAUGAUCUAAGGGCGCUCUGUGGUUUAAUUUUAGAUUUGAAUCAUUUUCAUUUGGAUUUUUAAGGUUAAUCACAUUACGAAGAUUUUGAGAGAUAUAUACACACACACACAGUAUAUUAUAAAGGUUUUUGUAUUAGGGCUGACCCCGUUUGGUCGAUAGGCUGUUGGUCGACCGAGAUUACUUUGGUCGAACAGUAGCAAAAAAAUGAAAAAGUAAUGGUGUACAAGACACCUGUCUAAUUUGCACUUGUCUGAGUGGAUUAAUCCUUUUUGAAGGCCAUGGGGAAGGCACUGAAAUGGUAUAUGGUUAUAUUAUGUAAGAACAAUGGUGCAACACUAAUAAAUAUAACAUUUUAUAACAAAUGCGCUUUCUCCUGCGUUGAAUAGCGGUCGCUGUCCGUGGUUCUGAAACACAUCAGUGCGCUGUUGAAUUGGUGCCUUUUCCUAGACCAUGUUGCUAUGUGUAUAAUAGCAAAGUUAACCAGCAUACUGGUGUUGAGGACAAUGCGACAGAGGUAGCAGCGGAGUUAGGAGACGAGAAAACAGCCCUUGCCUUAAUUGCCUAAGAAAAGUGAGGGGCGAGGAAACUAACUUAAUUAGGUCUAUAAUCAAUAGCCUAACUGUUAAAUGUGCCUGGCUUUAUAAAUGGCAUUCUCUCAACCAACUUCACCUGGAAUGCUUUUCCAACAGUCUUGAAGGAGUUCCCACAUAUGCUGAGCACUUGUUGGCUGCCUUUCCUUCACUCUGUGGUCCAACUCAUCCCAAACCAUCUCAAUUGGGUUGAGGUCGGGUGAUUGUGGAGGCCAGGUCAUCUGAUGCAGCACUCCAUCACUCUCCUUCUUGGUCAAAUAGCCCUUACACAGCCUUGAGUUGUGUUGGGUCAUUGUCCUGUUGAAAAACAAAUGAUAGUCCGACAAAGCUCAAACCAGAUGGGAUGGCGUAUCGCUGCAGAAUGCUGUGGUAGCCAUGCUGGUUAAGUGUGCCUUGAAUUCUAAAUAAAUCACAGACAGUGUCACCAGCAAAGCACCUCCACACCAUCACACCACCUCCAUGCUUCACAGUGGGAACCACACAUGCAGAGUUCAUCCGUUCACCUACUCUGCGUCUCAUAAAGACACGGCGGUUGGAACCAAAAAUCUCAAAUUUGGACUCCGACUAAAGGGCAGAUUUCCACCGGUCUAAUGUCCAUUGCUUGUGUUUCUUGGCCCAAGCAAGUCUCUUCUUAUUGGUGUCCUUUUAGUAGUGGUUUCUUUGCAGCAAUUCGACCAUGAAGGCCUGAUUCACACAGUCUCCUCUGAACGGUUGAUGUUCUGAUGUGUCUGAUACUUGAACUCUGAAGCGUUUAUUUGGGCUGCAAUUUCUGAGGCUGGUAACUCUAAUGAACUUAUCCUCUGCAGCAGAGGUAACUCUGGGUCUUCCUUUACUGUGGCCGUCCUCAUGAGAUCCAGUUUCAUCAUAGCGCUUGAUGGUUUUUGCAACUGCACUUGAAGAAACUUUCGAAGUUCUUGAAAUGUUCCGUAUUGACUGACCUUCAUGUCUUGAAAUAAUGGACUGGUGUUUCUCUUUGCUUAUUUGAGCUGUUCUUGCCAUAAUAUGGUAUUUUACCAAAUAGAGCUAUCUUCUGUAUACACCCCCUACCUUGUCACAACACAACUGAUUGGCUCAAACGCAUUAAGGAAAGAAAUUCCACAAAUUAAGUUUUUAAGAAGGCACACCUGUUAAUUGAAAUGCAUUCCAGGUGACUACCUCAUGAAGCUGGUUGAGAGAAUGCCAAGAGUGUGCAAAGCUGUCAUCAAAUCAAAGGGUAGCUAUUUGGAGAAUCUCAACUCAAAUAUAUUUUGAUAUGUUUAACACUUUUUUGGUUACUACAUGAUUCCAUAUGUGUUAUUUAAUAGUUUUGAUGUCUUCACUAUUCUAUAAUGUAGAAAAUAGUCAAAAUAAAGAAACCCUGGAAUGAGUAGGUGUGUCAACUUCUGACUGUUACUGUAUAUCUACAGAAAUAAGACGGAUCCUGCUUCUGUUGCAUGUUUGAGUUUUUGUUUAAUAACCUACUGACUCCGUGAGCACCAAGCCUCAGCAACCACAUGUCGGAUAAACGAUUUCACAUUCAGCUGUUUUUAAUCUUUGCUAUGCUGUAAUAAAGGCUUUACACUUUUUUUCAUUAGAACAGCCUCUGGUAUUAUUUAUCAUUUGAGUUUACGCUGUUCCAAAUUGUCAGAAAUUAUAAUAAUAAUAACCCUCCUUUUUCUUGAUCUCCUUAUUGUUACUAUUAUUAUUAUGAUCAUCUUUAUAAUAAGUACUGUCAUUAUAAUUAGUAGGCUUAGUAUAGCAGCCUUGUAUAACCACCAUCAAGCUGUAGGCCUAAGAGCGCAUCCUGUUUAGUACUUUUUCAUCAAGGUCUAAUAUGUAUGCUUUGGAAUUAUUAACUAACUUUGGCCUAUUUUUCAAUAGUUAUAUAGGCUACUGAAUCAAUCAUUAAUUUGUUCACGUCAUCACACAGCAUACGAGUCAUUCAUGAUUUGAAAUGCAAUCAAGCAUUUUACUUUUAAAAUAAAGGGACCCUUGAAUAAUUAGCGUAAAAAAUAAAUAAACCGUUCCAUUUCAGAAAAUUGCAUUCAGGAAUGAAUGCGACUGUUUUCAGUCUUUGCUGUAAUAAAGGCUUUACAAAACAAAAACAAAAAACGUUACAACAGACUCUGGAACGCUUAUCAUUUAUUUAGUGUUUACAUUGUUCCAAACGGUCAAAUUAUAUUGUAAUCUAUACAACACCUGUUUGGCACAAGUAGUAUGCACGCAGCGCUUGCUCCUUACCUUGUUUUUCUUGAUCUCCAGUAUUUUCCACAACUAGUCACAUUUAUUCCACACAUGACUUCCCCUUUACCUCCUGAGUAACCAGUAAACAUUCCCCCAUUUACUGUCAAUGUGUUAGUGUUCGGAGUUUGUAAUAACCAUUUUAUUGAUGUGAUUAUGAUGGGGCCUGACCUAUAGCCUAUUGGUUACGUGCAUGUGAUGCAUGCAUGUCACUUUAAGAGAGCAAGGAUUGAGGAAUUAGGGAAUGUUUUUCCUAAACAAAUGAGGGAUUUCGGUAACAGAACUUUUCAGUCAGAAAUGGCUGUAAUUAUGUUGCAGCUUCAGCAACACGGACAGCGCGAUAACUGUUCUGUGGUGGUCACUGCAGCAGGGAGGAGAGGAAGACAACGGGUGCUAAUCACACAGUCACUCGCUGUCAUCUUUUACAUAAAUUUUUUUUACACAGUGCAGCAAGUCUGCGCCCGGCACAAUCAAAUCAAUUCCGAUCAGACUCCCUCUAGUCAUUUGUGUGUCUUAUUUCAUCAAACAGUGCGCUUAAAGCAUCAGACAAGCUCAGUGCAUAUAGUUGAUUUGAUUAAAACACACAGGCUCUGUCUAAUCAAUUGGUCGAAAGAAUGUUGACUAAUCAAUUGGUCGAAUGAACAGAUGACUCUCGGUCAUCCAAUAUACUUUUUAGUCGGGGACAGCCUGUGUGUGUGUGUGUUUUUUCUUCUCAGGAUUUAGAAAAUUCUCCCUUGACCCCAUUUUCUUAUCAGGUGACCCCUGGUUUGAGAACCGCAGAUAUAAAUGUCAUAACCUAGAGUACUGAGAUAUUAUGGCAUCUGAAAUUAACAUUUAUUGUGAAGCCCAUGUGAUCUCAUCUUUGAGUUCAGCUAAAGUCUGAUUGCAUUCUGUUCCCUCUAUAAUAUUCACCAGCUACGGAAGAGGAUGAUGAGGACAGUAUCGUCCUGAACCAGGCCAGGGGAAAGAGGCCCAUAUUUGAGUGUUUUUGGAAUGGACGUCUCAUCCCAUACACCACUGUAUCUGAGUAAAGAGACACUUUUAAUAAUACGUUUUUCUUCAGUAAUGUAUACCCUUUUUGUUUUCUUAAAGUAAUGUUUGAAUUUUCUGUGUUCGUCCGUUGUGUGUUUCAGGUUUGACUGGUGUGCAUGGCCCAAGAAGACUGGGACAGUGCCUGCAGAGUGUUACAGCAGGUUCUCAGGGGCGCUGUUCACCAACGACAGGUUCCAGGUCAGCACCAACAAGCUCACUUUCAUGGACCUGGAGCUGCAGCUAAAGAAUAAGGAGACCUUAUUCACCCGCAUCGUCAAUGGCCAGGUAGCUUCCUUGUGUCUGUGAUUUAUGUUCUGUCAGUAGCAAACCUCAGUCCUCUUGGGUGGAAGAAAAGAUUAUAGCAUAUUUAAUCCUCAGAGCUGGAAAUCUAACACCCAUAUUAGACAGAUGUGAUGUUAACAGUAUUACUGAAUUACCACUAUGAUGUGGAACAUUUUAGUAUUCAAAAAAUCGCUGUGUUACUGAUGCAUGUCAUUUCCCUUCCCAGGAACAAAGGGUUAAGAUCCAGAAGGAGUUUCACCAGUGGCUGAAGACCUGCCACGAGAAGUGGGACAAGCAAGUGAAGUUCAGAGGCUUCAAGGGCACUAUCAAACGAACUGACGUGGCCACCAAGAAGAUGCAAUCUCCUUGGGCUACCUUCUCCUCCAUCGAGUGGGACGGUAGAAUGUACAAAGCUGGCCAAUACGUGAGCAUCCUCUCUUCCUAAGACGGUAGAGCCUGGUUCAAUCUCAAUUCGUCUUUCUGUGAUUUCUCGCAUCCUCUCUCCUCGGCUUCUUCUCCACCACAUUGGAGGAGAAAGUUCAAGGUCCCUCCCCUGAACCUUCUUCUCCAAUGCGUUCUGAGAAGGAGGCGAGGAGAGACAAUGCAAGGAAUCGAGGAAAGAUUCAUUGAGAAAGGGCAACGGAACUGUUUGGUCGCUGUGUUUUGAAGUGUUAAUUAAUUGUCUGUUUAAUCAUAUUUUAAAUUAAAUCUCAUAAUUAAGUAGCUCAUGUGUCGAUCUCUAAAGUCUGUUCUCUGCCUUUCCUUCUAGGUGAAGUCUCAGAAAACACAGCCCAUCUUCUUUGGCUCCGUUAUUCAGUUCCUACUGUAUGGCGAUCACGAGGGAGAUGUCUACGCCACAGGGGGGCAGGUGAAGGUGGCCAUGGUAAGACAUCAGAGAUAAUGAUAGCAGUGACACUUUGUUCUGCACACUCUUAAGCUAAGGAACUCCCAUGGCCUUAGCAUAUGGAUUUGCAUGAUUUUGGCUGCAAAAUCAUCUGUUUUGUAUCUGUUCCCAUAGGAACCAAAGGCGCUGUACAAUGACAUCAAGACAAUACCCAUCUCCAAAAUCGACAGGGUGAUUACCAAUGCAGCCAUCAAGAAGAGCAUUGAUGACGAACUAGCCAAGUGAGGGAACCAUUUUUGAUUUUAUUCCCAACGUACAUGAAUGUGGUCCUUAUGCCCCAGUGGUACAUGGUUUUAUGAUGCAACAUUGUCCCUGUUUUGCCCCAGACUCCCAGACGAGCUUAAAGUGACCUGGCCGGAGGGCAACCCCUGGACCCAGAACGAUGUCCGGCCAGCAGGCACUCCACUAGGUACGGAGACGGACUCCCUGCACCUUACACAGUAGCUCCAUGCUAUCUGCCAAGUGUUUUUGAGACUGUAUCCUAAGUAUGCACAUAUUUGUGAGUGACUGAUCUCCCUUUAAUUCCUUGCAGGACCUCUCCAUGUGGAAAUUCUCAACAAGAAAGGAGAGUCGAUAUCCAGGAUACCAUCAGCCACACAAAACGCAUCACGGAAAGCACUUUCAAUCGAACUAAAAGUUGUUUGGCAUUGUGAGUUAAUCUGAGUCCUAAGAAUGAUUGCUGCUAUUAUAUUUUUGGCUGACUGUUUCAAUGGAUAGUGUGUGUUUACUGUGUCAUAAAUAGUUUUCUCUCUUCCUCCCUAGCUCCUAAUGGUGAUGUGGAGACCAACUCUCAUAUUGCAGCACAUUCAGCCAAGUGGGCAUUCUGGUUCAGAACCAUGGGUAAUUGUUUUAUUUUAAUAAAUGACUUUAUUGUAAUUAUUUUAGUUUCCUCUCCUCUGUUUUUAUGUUACUAGCUAGUGAUGCAGUGUUUGCAGUGUUUGUUAUAAGAAUGUCUAACUCUGGUCGCUAAACAGUGUUGCUUCUACAUCUGCAUUCCUUGCAGAUGACUGGGUAUCUGUAUAAGCACUUUUAGACUGGGUAUCUGUAUAAGCACUUUGUGACAUCUGCUGAUGUAAAAAGGGCUGUAUAAAUAAAUGUGAUUCCCUAUAAAGAGAACCUGAACAAGAUGGGGAAGUACACUCUGCACCUGAACACAGUACUCAAUGUCAAUGAGCGCAACUCUACCGUCUGGGCUGGGAACCAGCUUCCCAACCACACACUGGACUUCUCCAUUACUGGUAACUUCAUUUGUGAAAUCAGACUGCAACACAUAUACAUUAAAUGCAUUGGCCCUCUCCAGUAACAAUCAGAUCCAUCUCCUGAACACCCAUUUUUCUCUCCUCUCUCCCAGAGGGCAGUGCAGAGAGGUUUGUGGUGGGUACAGUUACCACCCUGCUCCAUGUGGGGGUGCCUUUCCACAUCCCACUGGAGCUACUGGAUGAAUACGGUCACCCUGCUCGCCCCCCUCCCAACCUCAAGCCCCUCCUGGAAUGCAGGUAGGUUACACACAAAAAUAGUUGAAAGGGUUACACACAUUGUCCUGCAAUGUUAUGUUUCGGGUAUUUGUUUUGCAUAUUUUGUGUCUGUGCAGAGUAUUUCCAAAGAUAUUGAUUCAUUGAAUGUGUUGAUUCAUUGAUUGAUAGGUGUUUUUAUUCUCUCUGUUUGCAUGUCCCCUCUGUGUGUGUUGACUUUGUAAUAAAGGGCUCAGCCCUGGUGUCUGUCAGUCAGGGGAUUCAUGGUGUCAAAUGUUUUCAGCACCUCCUUGUUUAGCUGGCCGGUUGUUAAUGUGUUUCAGUGCCCUGGAAGUGAGUUAUGAGGGGGCGGCCUCUAGAGGGACCAUUUUUACCAUCCGAGGCGUCAGAGCCAGAGGGGCGGUGCAGAACUACCAGAACAAGGUCAGAGACCCGCUGGUUUCCAGGGCUGCAGGGCUCUCACUUUACCUCUAUCCAGAUGAACCUCAAAAAAACAGACACACGACUGAAAGCUUUCUCAAAUAACGCCCCCGAGUAAUGUUUGAAAUAUAAAGGUCAUAUUUUUAUCUUGGCAGACGCACGACUUGAAAGUGGUACUGCCUGGCCUCAAACAGGACUCGCAGACUCUGAAGAUCAGCCUUCUCCCUGGUAAAGUGAUUGAUUUACAUUGAAGUCACAAAUGUAAAGAAUGUUUAUGCUCCUAUGUGCUCCUGGGUAUUCAGAGAACUGUGUUUUCACUUGUUUACUUGGUAAACAAUUAAUGGACCAUUUGCGAAAUUAAUUUUUUUGCAUUAGUACUCUAUUUUAAUAACCUGUGAUUUACGGCAACAACUUGGGGAUCUGCUGCUUUGAGAAGAAACAUCAUCUUUAAUGGGGGGGGGGUUGGUUGUCGGUAGAUCCUGACAAGGACUUUUAAGUCAAUGAUUGCCCAAAUUGCAUAUGCUGUCCAGCUGUGGCUGGAGGGCUAGUUGGGGUAACAACCACCCUUUUUAGGCCUUAUAAAACAUAUGUAGCCUAAACAGUGUUUUACAAGCAGCACUGUGUGUAUAUAUAUAUAUAUAUAUAUAUAUAUAUACUGCUCAAAAAAAUAAAGGGAACACUAAAAUAACACAUCCUAGAUCUGAAUGAAUGAAAUAAUCUUAUUAAAUACUUUUUUCUUUACAUAGUUGAAUGUGCUGACAACAAAAUCACACAAAAAUUAUCAAUGGAAAUCAAAUUGAUCAACCCAUGGAGGUCUGGAUUUGGAGUCACCCUCAAAAUUAAAGUGGAAAACCACACUACAGGCUGAUCCAUCUUUGAUGUAAUGUCCUUAAAACAAGUCAAAAUGAGGCUCAGUAGUGUGUGUGGCCUCCACGUGCCUGUAUGACCUCCCUACAACGCCUGGGCAUGCUCCUGAUGAGGUGGCGGAUGGACUCCUGAGGGAUCUCCUCCCAGACCUGGACUAAAGCAUCCGCCAACUCCUGGACAGUCUGUGGUGCAACGUGGCGUUGGUGGAUGGAGCGAGACAUGAUGUCCCAGAUGUGCUCAAUUGGAUUCAGGUCUGGGGAACGGGCGGGCCAGUCCAUAGCAUCAAUGCCUUCCUCUUGCAGGAACUGCUGACACACUCCAGCCACAUGAGGUCUAGCAUUGUCUUGCAUUAGGAGGAACCCAGGGCCAACCGCACCAGCAUAUGGUCUCACAAGGGGUCUGAGGAUCUCAUCUCGGUACCUAAUGGCAGUCAGGCUACCUCUGGCGAGCACAUGGAGGGCUGUGCGGCCCCCCAAAGAAAUGCCACCCCACACCAUGACUGACCCACCGCCAAACCGGUCAUGCUGGAGGAUGUUGCAGGCAGCAGAACGUUCUCCACGGCGUCUCCAGACUCUGUCACGUGCUCAGUGUGAACCUGCUUUCAUCUGUGAAGAGCACAGGGCGCCAUUGGUGAAUUUGCCAAUCUUGGUGUUCUCUGGCAAAUGCCAAACGUCCUGCACGGUGUUGGGCUGUAAGCACAACCCCCACCUGUGGACGUCGGGCCCUCAUACCACCCUCAUGGAGUCUGUUUCUGACCGUUUGAGCAGACACAUGCACAUUUGUGGCCUGCUGGAGGUCAUUUUGCAGGGCUCUGGCAGUGCUCCUCCUUCUCCUUGCACAAAGGCGGAGGUAGCAGUCCUGCUGCUGGGUUGUUGCCCUCCUACGGCCUCCUCCACGUCUCCUGAUGUACUGGCCUGUCUCCUGGUAGCGCCUCCAUGCUCUGGACACUACGCUGACAGACACAGCAAACCUUCUUGCCACAGCUCGCAUUGAUGUGCCAUCCUGGAUGAGCUGCACUACCUGAGCCACUUGUGUGGGUUGUAGACUCCGUCUCAUGCUACCACUAGAGUGAAAGCACCGCCAGCAUUCAAAAGUGACCAAAACAUCAGCCAGGAAGCAUAGGAACUGAGAAGUGGUCUGUGGUCACCACCUGCAAAACCAGUCCUUUAUUGGGGGUGUUUUGCUAAUUGCCUAUAAUUUCCACCUGUUGUCUAUUCCAUUUGCACAACAACGUGACAUUUAUUGUCAAUCAGUGUUGCUUCCUAAGUGGACAGUUUGAUUUCACAGAAGUGUGAUUGACUUGGAGUUACAUUGUGUUGUUUAAGUGUUCCCUUUAUUUUUUUGAGCUGUGUGUGUAUAUAUAUAUAUAUAUAUAUAUAUAUAUAAUAUACAUACAUACAGUGAGGGGGGAAAAGUAUUUGAUCCCCUGCUGAUUUUGUACAUUUGCCCACUGACAAAGAAAUGAUCAGUCUAUAAUUUUAAUGAUAGGUUUAUUUGAACAGUGAGAGACAGAAUAACAACAAAAAAAUCCAGAAAAACGCAUGUAAAAAAAUUUAUAAAUUGAUUUGCUUUUUAAUGAGGGAAAUAAGUAUUUGACCCCUCUGCAAAACAUGACUUAGUACUUGGUGGCAAAACCCUUGUUGGCAAUCAGAGGUCAGACGUUUCUUGUAGUUGGCCACCAGGUUUGCACACAUCUCAGGAGGGAUUUUGUCCGACUCCUCUUUGCAGAUAUUCUCCAAGUCAUUAAGGUUUUGAGGCUGACGUUUGGGAACUCUAACCUUCAGCUCCCUCCACAGAUUUCCAAUGGGAUUAAGGUCUGGAGACUGGCUAGGCCACUCCAGGACCUUAAUGUGCUUCUUCUUGAGCCACUCCUUUGUUGCCUUGGCCAUGUGUUUUGGGUCAUUGUCAUGCUGGAAUACCCAUCCACGACCCAUUUUCAAUGCCCUGGCUGAGGGAAGGAGGUUCUCACCCAAGAUUUGACGGCAUAUGGCCCCAUCCAUCGUCCCUUUGAUGCGGUGAAGUUGUCCUGUCCCCUUAGCAGAAAAACACCCCCAAAGCAUAAUGUUUCCACAUCCAUGUUUGACGGUGUGGAUGGUGUUCUUGGGGUCAUAGGCAGCAUUCCUCCUCCAAACACGCGAGUUGAGUUGAUGCCAAAGAGCUCGAUUUUGGUCUCAUCUGACCACAACACUUUCACCCAGUUCUCCUCUGAAUCAUUCAGAUGUUCAUUGGCAAACUUCAGACGGGCCUGUAUAUGUGCUUUCUUGAGCAGGGGGACCUUGCGGGCGCUGCAGGAUUUCAGUCCUUUACGGCGUAGUGUGUUACCUAUUAUUUUCUUGGUGACUAUGGUCCCAGCUGCCUUGAGAUCAUUGACAAGAUCCUCCCGUGUAGUUCUGGGCUGAUUCCUCACCGUUCUCAUGAUCAUUGCAACUCCACGAGGUGAGAUCUUGCAUGGAGCCCCAGGCCGAGGGAGAUUGACAGUUAUUUUGUGUUUCUUCCAUUUGCGAAUAAUCGCACCAACUGUUGUCACCUUCUCACCAAGCUGCUUGACGAUGGUCUUGUAGCCCAUUCCAGCCUUGUGUAGGUCUACAAUCUUGUCCCUGACAUCCUUGGAGAGCUCUUUGGUCUUGGCCAUGGUGGAGAGUUUGGAAUCUGAUUGAUUGAUUGCUUCUGUGGACAGGUGUCUUUUAUACAAGUAACAAGCUGAGAUUAGGAGCACUCCCUUUAAGAGUGUGCUCCUAAUCUCAGCUCGUUACCUGUAUAAAAGACACCUGGGAGCCAGAAAUCUUUCUGAUUGAGAGGGGGUCAAAUACUUAUUUCCCUCAUUUAAAAUGCAAAUCAAUUUAUAAAAAAUUUGACAUGCGUUUUUCUGGAUUUUUUUGUUGUUAUUCUGUCUCUCACUGUUCAAAUAAACCUACCAUUAAAAUUAGACUGAUCAUUUCUUUGUCAGUGGGAAAACGUACAAAAUCAGCAGGGGAUCAAAUACUUUUUUCCCUCACUGUGUGUAUGUGUGUGUAUAUAUAUAUAUAUAUAUAUAUAUAUAUAUUGGUUACCUCCAAAGGUAUUUGGACAGUGACCCAUUUUUGGUUGUUUUGGCUCUGUACUCAAGCACUUUUAAAAUGAUACAAUGACUGAGGUUAAAGUGCAGACUGUCAUCUUUAAUUUGAGGGUAAUGAUGAGUGAGAAAGUUAGACGCACAUAUCAUACCCUCCCCUGUUAUUGUAAUGGUGAGAGGUUAGCAUGUCUUGGGGGUAUGAUGUUUGUGCGUCCAACUUUCUCCGUAAUCAUGGUAGCAUCCACAUUAAUGUAGAAGUCUUUACAAAUGUAUUCUAUUAUUUUUUUACAAUAGAAGUGACAAGACAUUAUUUACCAUUAAUUUCUAUUGGGCACAAAAUAAUCUGAAGCACAACCAAAACAAACUGCAAAUGCAUCCAACAAGUUUGUAGAGUCACAAGCAUGAUGGGGAGGCUAAAUACAAAACGUGCUGCAAUUUCUAAACAGUUCACCUGAUAUGGAUGAAAAUGCCCUCAAAUUAAAGCUGACUGUCUGCACUUGAACCUCGUAUAUGAACCUCAUUGUAUCAUUUCAAAUCCAAAGUGCUGGAGCACAGAGCCAAAACAACAACAACAACAAAAAUGUCACUGUCCCAAUACUUUUGGACAUUCCAAAGUAGUGUGUCAGCUGAAUAUGUAUGUUUUACAGGUAACCCAGAUUCACUCAAAGUGAAACAAGAGGAUUCAAUCACUGUGGAGAAUGGAACCUCGGUUAGCUUUGAUGUGGAGGUCCAUGACGAAGCCGGAAACGUCACAGCUCACCCGAAACUGAUCGUCUGCUGCCAGGUAAGAUCAGACUAGACCCUGACUCUGGAGGUAUGAAUACCUAAGUCAAAAGCAGAGGAAUUGCACAACUGCAAUUUCUAUCCUCAUCAGUAACUUGGCAUGUCUAUGGCUUAUUCCAGUUCAGUUCAUAUUUUUCUGAAAUCUGAAGUUCCAUCCAGUGUUCUGUGUUUGGUGUUCCAUGCUCAUACAUUUGAAUGUGUUUACUGAAGUCCACUUCUUAAUAAUGAAGUACAAAAGGCAUUUUAAUAUCUCCAAAGGCACCAAGUAGCAUCAUGUUCUUGUAAGGCCAAACCAAGCACCCAGAGAAAGUUGUCAAACUUGGACCUGCAGCUUGUGGGAGCUGUGUGUACUAGUUCUGCCUCCAAGUUUCUCAGCAGUUGGCUAAUGAAAAACACUGGCUCCAAUAGAACAGACAUGCCCUUUUCAGGAAACAAACCAGUAUAAAGGGAGAGGCGGGCUUGCCAAAGCACUAUUUCAACCCUUUAGGGUUGAGUAAGAGGGUGUGUCGCUGUCCCAGAGAGUAUGUGCAAUUUAGGUCCGCUUUCCAUACAGCAGGUUACCAGAGUUGUAUUCAUUAGUGCAUACUGUAGCAAAAUGUUUUGCAACAGGAAACUAAAACAAGUUUCUUAUUGGACAAGGUAGUCCCUCCCCUAUUUGAUCGAUGCAUUCCUAGUGAAUAUGAUCCAGCUCUUUGCCAGAAUAUCUACCAGUAGGAUAGGAUCCAUGAAUGAUAUCUGACUUGUGGACCUCUUGAUGGGAAACAAUCAUGGGAAAUCUGGAUAUUUUCUCCCAAGUGAAGGCUCUAGGAGGCAGAUCUCACACAUGGGAAUAGUUUGGUGACUUGCUAGUGCUUUUAAAAUCUCUUAACACAAUCCAUUACAAAUGAGCACAUGCUUCUGAAUUGUUUCAAUUUGUUAACACAUUGCUGUUCUGGAGAUUAAGUCAUGCUCCGUUGAGUGUAGGAAUUAGUCUCUUCCUUCAGGAAAGGCCUAAACUUCUGUAUCAACCUUUGAAGUUGAGGCCACCGUGUUACCCUGGUGGAGCCAUUGGUCUCCAUCCCUUUCCUUUCUCACUGAGAUAAAGAGGAGUUCACUGUUUGCCAACAGUGCCCACUGUGCCUGAUAGAAUGCCCUCCAUAGACAAUCUCAGAUUUCUGGAGCCACUCUUCCCUUCCAGAGGCAUGCAUGAAGCGACUGUUGCUCAAUAUCAGGAAAGGAAUGCGUUUUUAUAUUACAUUUACAUUUUAGUCAUUUAGCAGACGCUCUUAUCCAGAGCGACUUACAGUUAGUGAGUGCAUACAUUUUUCAUACUGGCCCCCCGUGGGAAACGAACCCACAACCCUGGCGUUGCAAGCGCCAUGCUCUACCAACUGAGCUACAUUGCAUUCGGAAAGUAUUCAGACCCCUUGACCUUUUCCACAUUUUGUUACAGCCUCAUUUUCCCCUCAUCAAGCUACACACAAUACCCUAUAAUGACAAAUUGAAAAGUUUUUUAGAAAUUUUAGCAAAUGUAUUAAGACUAAACAAAUACCUUAUUUACAUAAGUAUUCAGACCCUUUGCUAUGAGACUAAAAAUUGAGCUCAGAUGCAUCAUGUUUCCAUUGAUCAUCCUUGAUGUUUCUACAACUUGGUAGGUGUCCACCAGUGGAAAUUCAAUUGAUUGGACAUUAUUUGGAAAGGCACACACCUGUCCAUAUAAGGUCCCACAGUUGACAGUGCAUGUCAGAGCAAAAACCAAGCCAUGAGGUCGAAUGACUUGUUCGUAGAGCUCCGAGACAGGAUUGUGUCGAGGCACAGAUCUGGGGAAGGCUACCAAAAAAUUUCUGCAGCAUUGAAGGUCCCCAAGAACACAGUGGCCUCCAUCAUUCUUAAAUGGAAGAAGUUUGGAACCACCAAGACUCUUCAUAGAGCUGGCCAAACUGAGCAAUCGGGGGAGAAGGGCCUUGGUCAGGGAGGUGACCAAGAACCCGAUGGUCACUCUGACAGAGCUCCAGAGUUCCUCUGUGGAGAUGGGAGAACCUUCCAGAAGGACAACCAUCUCUGCAGCACUUCACCAAUCAGGCCUUAAUGGUAGAGUGGCCAGACGGAAGCCAAUCCUGACUGAUGAUUGGCUGAGAGAAAUGGAUGAUAAAAUGAUUGGGGGGGGGGGCUGUUUUGUUAGACUUCAGUGCGGCUUUUGACAUUAUUGAUCAUAGUCUGCUGCUGGAAAAACUAUUUAUGGCUUUACUCCACCUUCUAUAUUGUGGAUACAGUUACCUGUCUAACAGAACACUGAGGGUGUUCUUUAAUGAAAGCUUCUCCAAUAUAAUCCAGGUAGAAUCAGGAAUUCCCCAGGGCAGCUGUCUAGGCCCAUUACUUUUUUCAAUCUUUACUAAUGACAUGCCACUGGCUUUGAGUAAAGCCAGAGUGUCUAUGUAUGUGGAUGACUCAACACUAUACACGUCAGCUACUACAGCGACUGAAAUGACUGCAACACUUAACAAAGAGUUGCAGUUAGUUUCAGAGUGGGUGGCAAGGAAUAGGUUAGUCCUAAAUAUUUCUAAAACUAAAAGCAUUAUAUUUGGAACAAAUCAUUCACUAAACUCCAAACCUCAAUUAAGUCUUGUAAUAAAUAAUGUGGAGAUUGUGCAAGUUGAGGUGACUAAACUGCUUGGAGUAACCCUGGAUUGUAAACUGUCAUGGUCAAAACAUAUUGAUACAAUAGUAGCUAAGAUGGGGAGAAGUCUGUCCAUAAUAAAGUGCAGCUCUACCUUCUUAACAGCACUAUCAACAAGGCAGGUCCUACAGGCUCUAGUUUUAUCGCACCUGGACUACUGUUCAGUCGUGUGGUCAGGUGCCACAAAGAGGGACUUAGGAAAAUUGCAAUUGGCUCAAAACAGGGCAGCAUGGCUGGCCCUUGGAUGUACACAGAGAGCAAACAUUAAUAAUAUGCAUGUCAAUCUCUCCUGGCUCAAAGUGGAGGAGAGAUUGACUUCAUCACUGCUUGCGUUUGUGAGAGGUGUUGAAAGCACCGAGCUGUCUGUAUGAACGACUGGCACACAGCUCCAGAACAGACUAUGGGAGGCGCACAGUACUACAUAGAGCCAUGACUACAUGGAACUCUAUUCCACAUCAGGUAACUGAUGCAAGCAGUAGAAUCAGAUUUUAAAAAACAGAUAAAAAAUACACCUUAUGGAACAGCGGGGACUGUGAAGCCACACAAACAUAGGAACAGACGUAUGCAUACACACACGAUAACAUACGCUCUAUACACACACGUACACAUGGAUUUUGUGUUGUAGAUUAGGAGUAGGGGCCUGAGGACGCACACUUAGUGUGCUGUGAAAUCUGUUAUGAAUGUAUUGUAAUGUUUUUUUUAAAAUGUAAAACUGCCUUUAAUUUUGCUGGACCCCAGGAAGAGUAGCUGCUGCCUUGGCCUGAAUGCCAAGUGUCACGUCUGGAAGAAACCUGGCACCAUCCCUACGGUGAAGCAUGGUGGUGGUGGCAGCAUCAUGCUGUGGGGAUGUUUUUCAGUGGCAGGGACUGGGAGACUAGUCAGGAUCGAGGCAAAGAUGAACGGCGCAAAGUACAUAAAGAUCCUAAAUGAAAACCUGCUCCAGAGCACUCAGGACCUCAGACUGGGGGCAAAGGUUCACCUUCCAACAGGACAACGAACCUAAGCACACAGCCAAGACAACACAGGAGUGGCUUCGGGACAAGUCUCUGAAUGUCCUUGAGUGGCCCAGCCAGAGCCCGGACUUGAACCCGAUCGAACAUCUCUGGAGAGACCUAAAAAUAGCUGUGCAGCAACGCUCCCCAUCCAACCUGACAGAGCUUGAGAGGAUCUGCAGAGAAGAAUGAGAGAAACUCCCCAAAUAUAGGUGUGCCAAGCUUGUAGCGUCAUACCCAAGAAGACUUGAGGCUGUAAUCGCUGCCAAAGGUGCUUCAACAAAGUACUGAGUAAAUCGUUUGAUCGAAAAUGUUAAACGUAUUUUUAGACACACCCUAGCUUACGGUUUGAUGAAAUAAGACAAAUGCCUCGAGGGGCGCCAAAGAUCUAGAUAACCAGAAGAAAAAACCUUAACCUGACCCAGCUAUUCUCCUCCCGCUCCUGCUGGCUUUCGCAGAUUCUCCAAUUACUCUCCUGAAUUUGCCGGUAAUAGGCUACAUGAGGAGUCGGCAACCUUUCUCAUGUGGAAUGUCAAUUUACCUUACCAUUUCUACUGAUCUGCGUGCCAGUUAUGGUUUUCAUAUGCACAUUUUCGUGAAAGUUUCAUUUAUUUUAUAACUUUUCAUAUCUCAAUCAUUUUCAUGUGGUUAAUCAAAAUUCUCUCUCAAUGAAAAUGAUACUUAUAUUGCCAUUGCCAACUAUGUAAAAAUAGCCUACAUAAAGCUAAAACCAACAAAUAAAAACAUUACAGCCUGCAGGUAGAAAAUAUCCUGAUUUAAAAAAUAAAUAACCUAUAAAUCACAUUGGCUACACAUGGCCUGUCUGCAACGAACUUGAAACAUUGUAUAAACUAUUAACUUGGGUCCAGCCAGACGCUUGUGCUAGCGAACUUGCAACAUUGUAUAAAAUAUUCUGGGCCCUCAGUUUCCUGCGCCAGUGAGCUUGGGACAGACACAGCGGUAGGCUAUUUGCGCAAGGGAUAAGAAGCAGUGCUUGACUUGGGCAGGAGAUCACCGGAGCUGAAUACCGGCACCUCAAAUGUUCUACUGCUUGAGCUCCUGUUCCGCUUAUAAAAUGUUAGCGCAAAGUAUUGUGGAGCUCCUGCACCUAAAUAUAAACCUUACCGGCACCCAAAAUGAGUACCGGAAACUAUUUCAGUCCAAGUCAAGCACUGAUAAGAAAUAAUCAGGUAGGCCUAUUUUAUGACGUUUCCAUUGGAUCAGAGCAUGACAUUCUAGAUUAGAAAUGAUAGGAAUUAACGGUAAAUGUACUACUGGUGAUAUAUGUAAUGGGAAAUUGAUAUACAAUAACAAUCAAACGCAAACAAUUCACACAAUGAAGUUAUGAAACAAUGAAUGUGCACAAAUUGGCUGGAGAGAGUGCAUUUUGCAUCUGGGCGCAUGGUCAAUCCGACGUCUGCAUUGGCCAUGCAGCAUUUACGGUGAUAUGGCCUCAGCAGAAGUCAGGGCAUUCAUACUUCUUGCAGAGCUGUUGUCAAGGAAGUGAGUUUGUGUUUAUACAGGAUGUACUGCCCCCACCUACCGUCAACAAAUCAUGUCAAUGCGGAGCUAUACAGAGCCCUCCGCAUUGUUACAACAUUUGGGAGGCACAUGGCGAAGCGGUACUGAGUUCGAUAUGGCCUUUGCAUGCUUCUGGAAGCGCCACAAUUGUGUGUCACUCUCCAUAUGGAGCCUCCUACAAUAUUUUCAAAUCAAGCCUAAAUUGGCUUUUAGUCUAGGCCUACGCAAUGGAUUAGUUCACUGAGAUGGGCGCAAAUAUAUCUUUUUUUUUACUGCUCGACUAAAACAAUCUCGGUCAACCAGUCGAUUUAAUGGGGGUUACAGGGAGAGAGGGGGGAAAGAGGCUUGUACAGUACAUUAUGUCUAUCACUGUCAUUGUACAAGUGUGUUACUGAACAUGUCCCAUUUCAGGACUCAUGUGCCAGACAUGAGGCUGGAAAGUAUGAGUGAGGAGGCUGGUGGAAUUUUAACAUCUGCUCCUUUUUACUCACCAAAAGGAACCUGUUUUUAUAGUAACACGGGGGGAAAAGUACUUUCACACAUUUUAUGAGUGCUUUAAAAAAAAAAAAAGGUGAAAAGUCAAAGCUGAUUUUGCUGGAGACUGCUGCUUGCCGUAAACAGUUGCAGUUCUUGACACACUCAAACCAGUCCGCCUGGCACCUCAAAGGCACUUCAAUCUUUUGUCUCGCCCAUUCACCCUCUGAAUGGCACAUAUACACAAUCCUUAAAAAUCCUUCUGUAACCUGUCUCCUCCCUUUCAUCUACACUAAUUGAAGUGGAUUUAACAGUUAACAGGUGACCUCAAUAAGGUACAUCUUUCACCUGGUCAGUUAUGGAAAGAGCAUGUUUUGUAGACUCAGUGUAUAUUUGAGUCCUGGAAAUCAAUGAGUUGCUUGACAAUAUUUCACUAUUUGCCAGCAGUGCCCACUGGGCCUGAUAAAAUGUCUUUACAUAGACAACCUCAGCUUUUUGGAGUAACUCUUCCCUUCUAGAUACAUAGACUGUUACCCAAUAGAAUGAAUGCUGUUUAAAAAAAAAAUAAUUAUUUGAGUCCUGGAAGUCAACGUGUUGGCUUGACAAUAAUAACAUGUAUUUGUGCGGUAUGUAUCUUUCUGUGGUGUCUCAGUUGCAGGGGAUCCCCGGUUCGUCCUCCAUGGUGGCUGUAGACUGCAGUAACACAGGAGCUGGGACCCUGGUGCUAAAACCAAUCACCUUCAAAAACAUCACGGGAGAUCAGACGGUUAAAGCUACGUUUGAUAUUCCAGUAAGUAAUUGUUUAUCUAUUAAGACCUCCCCUUUGUUUCACCUCAAACUUCUUAACAACUCAUUUCGCCCCCUCCAUGGAUCUCAAUGAUAGAAAAAAGAAACUCCUGCACACUGCCAUUUUUUUUACUGCUUCAUGUUUUUUUUGGUUUUUCAGUCCAAUAUUAUUUUGGGAUUUUAAAUAUUUCCAGUGUAAAAACACAAUACAAAUACAUUUUGUCAAGUGAAAUGAUACAUGUUCAUUCAUCCAUUUUACCAAUCAGAGUCAGAAGAGUGUAGCCCCAGUCCAGAGGGAUCUGAGGGUUGUCCCCAGCACCCGUGUAUCACGUCUCGAGGUGUACAGUCAGGAGGACGUGGACAGCCUGGUGGACUCCAUGGUGCUGAGGGACAAGGAAAAGAUCGACUGGACGGCAGGGGACCUCCUGGAGAACCUCCAUUAUAGACUGUAUGACGAGGGAGGCAGGGAGGUCCCUCUGUCUGAAGAGAUGGCCCAGAGGAUCAAGGUAAUGAUAACACCACCCUGACCAUAUAUGAAUUAGGGCUGGGGAUUGCCAGGGACCUCACAAUACGAUAUUAUCACGGUGCAGAUACAAUAUGUAUUGCAAUUCGAUGUUCUAAACAUAUUGCUCACCAUAUGUCUGCUGCAGAGGGACAACAGAGAGCCAUGAGAAAACACAUUUUGAUCAGUCAUGGAAAUAAGUGCUGAAAACAAAUUGUCUCACUGUUUAAAAAGAUGGAGAACAAAUAUGAAGGAACAAUACUGGCGUUUUGGUGCAGGUACAGCCUACUAGCGCAAAUGAAUAAGAGGGGGCAUCUGAUCCUAGAUCAGCAUUCCUACUCUGAGACGCUUAAUGAAUACGAGCCCAGAAGUCCUACAUUACAGUUGAUAUGGAUAUUAGGUCAGUAUUGAUGAUUCUAACAGCCUGUUGCCUGAGACUCCCCUGUUUGUGUUGUGACUGUCAGGUGAACUGGACGGCUGAUGUGAGUGUGGAGGAGCUGGCCCAGGGGAAGCUGCCCAACGUGCUGGUCCCAUCUCUGGUGAAGGAGGAGCACUUCUACCAGGUCUCCUACAUGGAGCAGCUGGUGUCUGUCGACACCUCCUUCACUAUAGUGUAAGUCCUCUGCUCAAACAUGAUAGAAACAUCUUGCACUCAAGUAAAAUGUUUGUUUUUUGAUGAGGCAAAGAUUUUGCCUCAUGGUAAAAAGAUACAAAGUAGACCAACUUAUAUGUUGUUCAUAGUUAAUUUGCUUAUAGAAGUAGCAACAAAUGAAUUAUGAUUGUGCUUAUCACAUCAGCGGGUGGACUUCUUUUGAUUGGCUGUGUGUUGGUUUUAGGCCCCGCCCCGACGAGCCGAAACACAUGAAGGCCACGCUGAGCGAGUCGACCGUGAGGAUGGGAGAAGUCCUAUCAGGAAAGAUCUGUGAGUCUGGAGCCAUCAGCAGGUUACUCUCUGACACCUAUUCACAUUUAGGACUUCUUCUUGAUUACCUUCCAAAUGAGAAACCGGUAGUUCCCUUUCCCAGACUUACAGCUUACGGACCAGUAUGGCAAUAAAACUCAGAUGCUGACCGCGACCUGUGUGGACUCUCUUACCGUGGACGCAGAGGGUCUCGACAAAGCAUCCCUGGUCUUUACCUGGCAGGUACAUUGAAUAAAUCAAAGUAAUUUUGUAAUGUUAUCAUCCAUUGUGAUUAUUAUGUUGCUGAAAGUAUAAUUAGCGUCAAACAUCCCAUAUUGUCCUUAAAGCUACAGUCUGUGAUUCGGAAAAAAAUAAAAAUAACGAAAUGUCUGUUAUGCCGUGUGUUGUAAUCAGGAGAGCACCCACUCCAUCUUAGUGACGGGGGUGCGGUUCAACCCCGGGUUCCCAGGUAUCAGAGAGCUGAACUUCACCUGGAGGGACUUUGCGGAGCAUGUGACCAUUAAAUUGACGGCCGGGGUCCCUGCACAGCUCAAACUAGUGGACGGACCACAGGAGGUGGGCAUUAAGUUAAGGGCCAAGACACUCUGGAUGCGACAGUGUUGCCAUUUGGGAAGCAACCUCUGAGUUUUGGUACAUAUUGGUCAUGGCUUUCCUCUCUCCCUAAAUGUAACUGUAGUAACGGCCGUGUUGCGUUUUUACCUCAGCCCCUGCAGGUACUGAAUGAGCAGGGCAUCCAGACGCCCUUCCUCCUCCAGCUGUUUGAUGAGUGGGGGAACCCCUCUCCUGACCAGAGGGUUGUGGUGAUGCUGAAGACUUCCACUCCAGCCCUGAAGGUCAGCGACUCUCACCUCCACUGUUGUAAAGGGGGAUUCUAUAGCAUUGGGGAUACUGACCUCUAUUGGGUAGUUUAUCUUCUUGAUAAGAAAGUAUUUUGUUUUUCAGGUGAAGUCAUCUGUUAAUUCACAACCGAUAGACAAAGAUGGAAAAGCCAGUUUCGUAGUAGACCAUGUGAGCGGUCCAAAGUGAGUUCCUAACCCUAUAAUUCCUAACCACUUGCCAUAAUGACCCUGUAACCAUAUUUUAUUGGAGGGCAGUGUUUAACCCCUGUUGGUCUCCCAGGGGGGAGUAUGCGCUGGAGUUCAGAGGGUCCUUCAACACGAAGCCCAUCCAUGGUCCAUCUGUAAAGCUUACCAUUAUCCCUGAUCCUAACAAACCUAUCAAACUGGUGGUGGAGUACAACACAAACUCAGUGUUUCAUGCUGGAGGCACCCUCACAGGUCUGUACCUCUGUCGGUGGCGCUACCUGUGGGUCGGUGGCGCUACCGGUUUGUCUGUUGAUCUGUGUGCCAGUGGCUUCUCUGUGUCAGCUGACCUGUCAUGGUGGUCUCUGUGUGGGUCCAGUGUUUUCAGUGUCUGUGAUGUCGGAGGAGGGCAGCACCAUCAAGAACCUAAACCCUGCCAACUUGUCCAUGCUGUUGUGGAAGGGAGAGCCAUCAGGGGCGUCACGGCCCCCCUCAGGGGUGAGUUACGGGACACCCAGGAUGCAUCCCAAAUGGCACCGUAUUGCCUAUAGAGUGCAGAGCCCUAAAGUAGUGCACUGUAAAGGGAAUUGGGUGCCAUUUGGGACGGAGACCCAAAGGGACUAAUGAACUUUAACACAGACUUUGGCAGUCACACAAGGACACAACUUUUCACAUUACUUGUAAAAUAUAUAUAUAUAUAUAGUGAUGGCAAUAAAGAAUAAACUCAUUUUGUACAUGCUUUUCUAAAGGCUGCCCAACUGAAAUGCAGCAAACCCAUGGUAGACGAAAAGGAGGACAGUUUUCACUUCAGGUAACCAAUAGUGUUUUAUAUUCGGACGCAGCUUGUGCCAAGUGCUGGGUACUAGUAGUACUAGGAUCUACAGUACCAGUCAAAAGUUUGGACACACCAGCGAUCACCUGGUGGGUGGCAAUUCUAACCUGGAAUUAUUGGGAAAUUAACAUAAAAUGGCAACCGAUAUUCUGUUCAGAGGUGAUGGCCACUUCAUGGUGUGUCUCCUCUUAGGUGUAUCAACACAUAAAGGUAGUCCUGUGAUGUUUAUGUAAAAUUAUUCAUUUUCAUCUAACAGAGACAAAGUCAUCCCAGACCAUGUUGGGAAGUACACCAUCCAGUUUGUGCUGUGUGUGGACAAGACUAAAGGGCUGUGGAGUCACCAGGUGAGUUCAACUUCAACCAGAUGGCUUAGUCAUAAACCCACUCCUCACUGACAACCUUUUUUCAGACAACCCCAACUGGCUUUGAGGGAAACGCGUGGAUAUGGUCUCCAAAUUGGUCUCCUGUUAAUCUUAUGUAGAAGAAAUGUCUUUCAUGUCCAGUGGCUGUAUGUCCAUAGGUCUGUAUGUCUAAAGGCCAUGUAGGUCAUUAUUUUGGGCUACUUGUAGAACUAUGAUAAUCAUGUCUCUCUCUUUCCUGCCCUCGCCUAGUAUGUCAUAAAUGUUGUACCCAACGAUCCUGUCAAAUUGGCCCCAGACCUGCAGCCACCAACCCCAGUGGUGGUUAACAACAAUGUCCUUGCCAGUCGGACUCUGGUGGAGGGCAUGUCUCUGAAAUUAAUGGUGAGAUGAUUAGAUCCUCUGGCCAGCGAAAGGCAUAUCAACAUAUGAUGAGUGAAUGAAAAAAAGCCAACUUCACUAAGCAAUUGAGCCAAACAAAGCAUGGUUGCAGUCUAUUAAUGGUUAAAUAUAUGUUAUAUCAUUUUUGGUGACCAAUCCUAACUGAGGCCAUAUAAAUAGAAUCACUAGAAAAUGAAUAUAGCCUCUAACCAUGGCAAUUUGACAUCAUUGACUUGAAUAGGGAUUCCCAUUCUAGUGAUGAUAUUUCUGUGGCUGAUGGUUUUUGUUGCUUCCCUCUAGGAUAUCUAUAAUAACCCAGCGGGGCUGGAGCUGAGUGGGAAGGUGGUGGUGACCAUCAAGAGCUCCAAAGGCUCCAGUGACAAAGACCUGCCUCUCUUUGAGGGCAAAGCCAAGAGCCUGCAGUUUAGCCUGGCUAAUGGAGAGGCCCACAUCACUGUGAGUGGGGUGGAGGUUCAUUUGUAGAACAUCUUUGUUCAGGCUUUGUGUGCUAACCAUAAGUUUGCAUUACAUAUAGAUAUUGUAUACACAUAUAUUUUUAAACGUACAACAUUUGAACUUCCCUCUCGCUCUCUCUCCCUUCUAGAAUCUGUCCAUCAUGGAGAACAGUCCUGGUCAGGAUGGGAAUGAGUACGUCCUGCUCUUCAGACCUUCCGUCCCAGGGUUUGGCCCCAAAAAUCCCCUGGCAGCGUUUGAGCUUCCCUUCCGCUUCUACAACGGUUAGGUCAUAAGUUUUAUUUUUAAAUUGAUAAAUCACAUCAAUGUCAGUGUCAUUUUAAUGAUUGUUUUUUUAAUAGCAUCGUUUUUGCGUCCUAUCUAAAAGUGGUUGACACACUGUGAUCAUGAGUCCAGCUAUCUUAAAGGGACAUUUCACUCAAAUAAUUCAGACCUCAAAAGUAGACUAAUGUUAAGAUAUGUCCACAUCCUAGGCCAUCUGUUUUGUAGAUCCAGCUAUGCGCCUCAAUCCCAAAUGAAUGGAAAAGAUGAGCACUGUCUAAAUUACUGAAUGUAUUUGAUGCGUGUUUUUUCCAUUCAUGUUGGAUGGAGGCAAAUAGCUGAAUCUACAAAACUGAUGCCUAGGGACGUGGAUUCAUCCUAAUAUUAGACUACUUUUGAGAUCUGAAAAUGUCUGACAAAUUUAGAUUUGUCCCUUUAAAGGCCAGUCUCUUGGCUCCUGGAACAGUGUGUGUCAGAUGAUCCUGACGGUCCUCCUGUCUACUACUAGAUGUGGAGAACAGGAAGCAGAUGUCUGAACUGACCAAGAAGAAGGACCAGCUCAAACAGACAGUUGAAAUCUACAAGAGUCUGUUUGACACCAACAGGCAACUCAUCGCUGAGCUCAAAAGUAGGUGUUGCAUUCAAACAUGUUACAAAACUGGUUGUUUGGAUCCUGGAUGCUGAUUGAACGAGCAGUUCCAAGCCGUGCUGUAUAAAAAAUAAAGGCACUCGAGGCAGUGCUGUAUUAUGAAUACAGUCACAGGUAAAUGGAGUUGUUCAGCCCGACGAGAUAGCCAGUUUUAUAAUCAUGGACAUAUCCAAGUAAAUGCCAAUAGGGAAAAAAGUGUACUAUCAUUCCAGGUUCAAUGUUUGACGUGACUGAGAGAGCUGAAGUUAGCAAAUGACAAGAACGUUAUCCAGCCUGCGUAGCAACCAUUUUGUUGCAACUAUGCAAAAAUAAUUAAUGUCUGGGUCGCGUCUGUAGCAACAUGAUCAAAAGAACGAACCAGAUUUUUGUCCGGACUAUAUUUUCUGGUGAAAGAAUGAUAUUGUAUGAAUUGACUUAUCAAAAGAACGUUUUAAUGAAAAUAUGUAAUUCAUUUUUAUUUUAAUAUCUGUAACAGUCGGGCCGAACAACGCCAUUUACCUGUGACCAUAUUCAUGAUAUAGCACUGCCUCUUGUACCUUAUUGAUUAAUUAUGUCAAUAUCAACUGAGCUGCAGGAAGGAAUGGAAACUGCCAGUUUUGUGCCAAACUGUCAAUGUUUAAACAUUUUCAUAUUGUAGAGCUGUGAUAUGUCUUCCUUCAGAUCAGGUGUGCAACGCCGCCAACAAGGAGAGUCACCUGAAAUCGGAGCUCAGGAAGAAUAGCAUGGAUGUAGCACAACUGUCGUCCGUGAGUAUUUGAUUAUACAGUUGAAGUCGGAAGUUUACAUACCCUUAGGUUGGAGUCAUUAAAACUCGUUUUUCAACCACUCCACAAAUUUCUUGUUACCAAACUAUAGUUUUGGCAAGUUGGUUAGGACAUCUACUUUGUGCAUGACACAAGUAAUUUUUCCAACAAUUGUUUACAGACAGAUUAUUUCACUUUUAAUUCACUGUAUCACAAUUCCAGUGGGACAGAAGUUUACAUUCACUAAGUUGACUGUGCAUUUAAACAGCUUGGAAAAUUCCAGAAAAUGAUGUCAUGGCUUUAGAAGCUUCUGAUAGGCUAAUUGACAUCCAUUGAGUCAAUUGGAGGUGUACCUGUGGAAGUAUUUCAAGGCCUACCUUCAAACUCAGUGCCUCUUUGCUUGACAUCAUGGGAAAAUCUAAAUAAAUCAGCCAAGACCUCAGGAAAAAGAAUUGUAGACCUCCACAAGUCUGGUUUAUCCUUGGGAGCAAUUUCCAAAUGCCUGAAGGUACCACGUUCAUCUGUACAAACAAUAGUACGCAAGUGUAAACACCAUGGGAACACGCAGCCAUCAUACCGCUCAGGAAGGAGACGCGUCCUGUCUCCUAGAGAUGAGCGUACUUUGGUGCGAAAAGUGCAAAUCAAUCCCAGAACAACAGCAAAGGACCUUGUGAAGAUGCUGGUGGAAACAGGUACAAAAGUAUCUAUAUCAACAGUAAAACGAGUCCUGUAUCGACAUAACCUGAAAGGCCGCUCAGCAAGGAAGAAGCCACUGCUCCAAAACCGCCAUAAAAAAGCCAGACUACGGUUUGCAACUGCACAUGGGGACAAAGAUUGUACUUUUUGGAGAAAUGUCCUCUGGUUUGAUGAAAGAAAAAUAGAACUGUUUGGCCAUAAUGACCAUCGUUAUGUUUGGAGGAAAAAUGGGGUUGCUUGCAAGCCGAAGAACACCAUCCCAACCGUGAAGCACGGGGGUGGCAGCAUCAUGCUGUGGGGGUGCUUUGCUGCAGGAGGGACUGGUGCACUUCACAAAAUAGAUGGCAUCAUGAGGAAGGAAAAUUAUGUGGAUACAUCUCAAGACAUUACAUUUUAGUCAUUUAGCAGACGCUCUUAUCCGGAGCGACUUACAGUUAGUGAAUACAUUUUUUUUUUUAUACUGGCCCCCCGUGGGAAUCGAACCCACAACCCUGGCGUUGCAAACGCCAUGCUCAAUUAACUGAGCUACAUCCCUGCCGGCCAUUCCCUCCCCUACCCUGGACGACGCUGGGCCAAUUGUGCGCCGCCCAUGAGUCUCCCGGUCGCGGCCGGCGGCGACAGAGCCUGGAUUCGAACCAGGAUCUCUAGUGGCACAGUUAGCACUGCGAUGCAGUGCCUUAGACCACUGUGCCACUCAGGAGUACUGCGCCACUCAAGACAUCAUUCAGGAAGUUAAAGCUGGUCACAAAUGGUCUUCCAAAUGGACAAUGACCCCAAGCAUACUUCCAAAGCUGUGGCAAAAUGGCUUAAGGACAACAAAGUCAAGGUAUUGGAGUGGCCAUCACAAAGCCCUGACCUCAAUCCUAUAGAAAAUGUGUGGGCAGAACUGAAAAAGUGUGUGCGAGCAAGGAGGCCUACAAACCUGACUCAGUUACACCAGCUCUGUCAGGAGGAAUGGGCCAAAAUUCACCCAACUUAUUGACGACACAUUUUCCCUUGGGUGUCGUCAACUCUAUGACGACACCCAGGGGAGGCAGCAGGUCAUGCCCCUGGACAGUGUUCUGGAGGAAGCUUGUGGAAGGCUACCUGAAACGUUUGACCCAAGUUAAACAAUUUAAAGGCAAUGCUACCAAAUACUAAUUGAGUGUAUGUAAACUUCUGACACACUGGGAAUGUGAUGAAAGAAAUAAAAGCUGAAAUGAAUCAUUCUCUCUACUAUUAUUCUGACAUUUCACAUUCUUAAAAUAGAGUGGUGAUCCUAACUGACCUAAGACAGGGAAUUUUUACUAGGAUUAAAUGUCAGGAAUUGUGAAAAACUGAGUUUAAAUGUAUUUGGCUAAGGUGUAUGUAAACUUCUGACUUCAACUGUACCUACAUUCUCCCACUUAGAAAGACCAUAGAUACUCAACCACAUCCACAAGACUGUCAUUGUACUAUGCAUAAUGCAUGCAUUCUGAAGUUGAAAGGUUUGAUGGAUCCAUUCUAUGUUUCUGUAGAUCCCAGCGAUCGACGAACUGAUUAGUCAGAAGACUGCUGACACGGAGAAGAUGAAACUCCAGACGCGGAGAGUCUGCUCCAUGCCCGAUCCCUUCAGGGGCAACCCCGACGUCCUGGGAAAAGUAAUGCCACAAACACAUUUACUCUGUCUGGGUCCCAAAUGGCACCCUAUUCCCUAUCAGGUGCCAUUUGGGAGCCAGCCCCGGUCUCUGCAGCUUCCUUAUGCUUCAGCCUAAGUAGUGGUUAAUUGGUGAAGGACAGUAUGUGGUGUGUUCCUCAGAAUCAGUCCCUCUGUCUCUGAUGCAGAUUGGCCACCUGGCGCUGGUGGAGGACGAUGAUGUGGCCACAGUCAUCUCCUGGCACCUCUUGGGGGACAUUGACUGUGUGGUCACCAUGACAACAGUGGCGGCGCGGAAGAUCUAUGACGACACCCAGGGGAGGCAGCAGGUCAUGCCCCUGGACACAGUGUUCUGGAGGAACAACAGCAGCAGGUAAACACAUGCACACCUUUACACUCAAAACAGCAUGCAAUUGUUCCUUACUUUCCAGUAGUUGACAUUUGCCUCCUACAGUUUGAAUCUGUGACCUGUGUUGCAUAAAGUUCUUGGAGCUAUGUUUCAUUGUUCUCAAAGGUGUUCAUGCUUUACAUGCUUUAGUGAGCUGUACUUGUUUCUUUUCCAGACCCUUGCCCCACAUAAGGAAAGGUCAGGCCAGCUUUCGUCCCAUUGGGAACCCUGUGUUUGCCCGAGACCUCCUUAUUUUCCCAGAGAAUGCAGAGAACUGCCAGAUAGGCGAGUCAGUCUUCUUCAGAAUUUCUCUUUGGAUCAAAUAUUCCAGACGAACCCCAGGCUCUUACCUCACAGGGCAGUUAUGGCGUCCCUCCCUGGGGGGCUCUGCUACUGUAGCUGAAAUUGGACCCUAGCCUUUCACUAUAAAAAUUAUUAUACAUCAUGAUGCUGUUUGUGUCGUUAAAGGAUUAUCAACAUUUGCAUGUUUAUACUUUUGUUUUUGUUCUUUUUCCCCUCUUAUCUAAUGAGAGCCUAGAUUUCAGUAUUUCCAGAUUUGGGACUGAUUUCAUGAGGGCUCUUGUAACAGUUUUACGUUCUUUCUUUACAUGUUAUGCUUCUCAGGGGCUUCCGCUUGUAAGAGGUUUUUGUAGGGGCAUGACAUCACCUGAAAUUGUUAAAUCCUUCAAAGAAUAACUCAGUUCAACUCCAGUGAUUUACCCUCUACAGAAGUAGUUGUAUGAUAUCAUACACCCCUGUCUUGAGCCAAAUAAUGAAACAUGAUUCACAAACAAUAAAAGUAGGAGCGUUAGUGAUCAGUUUCAGGUACUAAUCCGGUAGUAGUUUGGUGAAUACGUAUGUAACUAGCCUUUUUGAUAAUCAUCCCUUGUUUCCCUGCAGUGUUUGGCAACCUCCUUGGAGACACCAUUUUGACGGAUGACCUGGACUCUGCUAACCACUACAGGAAGGGGGUGAGUCAGGCCAGGCAUGUUGCCUUAACCAAGCCAUCUGUAACACACAGGCCAAGUAGUGUUCUACUUUAAAGCCAUUGCCUGGGAGUUCUGGGGUGUAUUCAUUAGUGCACACUGUAGCAAAAGGUUUCACGACAGAAACCGUUUUCAACGAGAACUAGUUUCUAUUGCACAAAUUCAGGGGUUUAUUCAUUUAGAUGGCGACCGCAGCAAACUGUUACAAAACGUUUUGCAACUGAAAAACGAAAAUGUGAGUUUCUGUUAGACAAAUGUAGGUAGGUACUUCCCCGUUUCGACCCUAAUCCCUAAAUAGGGAAUUUCUCCAUUUGUGAAGAAGGUCUAGUGUCAUUGUAUGGGUGGUACAGAAACCUGUCCUAAAGUCCAGUCAGUGUUUUCUAUAUGUUUUCCUGUUUUGAGAAUGGGGUCUUGUUUUGGUUUUGGCCAGGUGGUCCAGAGCAAGAUGCCAUGCCCCACCCUCCUGACCCGGCAGGGCGAGAGGAUCCGCAGCAAUGGCAAGUUUGGGGGCUUGCAGAACAAAGCCCCUCCGAUAGAGAGACUGCGUGGCCAGGUGUUCGGCGCACCCCUCCCCAAGGAGUACCACACCUUUAUGGGCCAGAUUGGUCAGUGACUGGAUUUUACUUCUGUUUGUGUGUGCACACGUACGUUUCGUAGCAUAGGUACGUAGUAUAAAUGUACAAUGCCUUUGUCCCUGUUUGUAGACCUGCUCCAGCAGUACCGGUUGGCCAUGGAAAAGAGCAGACAGGUGAAGGAGGACUUUGACUGCCACAUGCAAUACCUGAAGUCACCUGAGAUGGUGCAGAAGGAGGAGGAGAUGGAUGAGCAGGAGAAGCAGCUCAAAGACAUUGAGACAAAGCUUGGUACGUGUACGUGAGGAGGGGUACAUUUCAACACUGUAAUGAAAAAAAUAAAAUAUUAAAGCACAUUUCUCACUCCCAAGGCCCUAAAGAGCAUUGUUAGGUGACCGCUACAUUAUUUUCCUGUCACUUUGUUUUAAUCUGUAAGUGAUUACUUUGCUAUUUGUUCAAAUUCUAUUUGUGUGUUUUUGUACAGCCAGUACUCCAGUUCGGACGCCUUCUGCCAUUGGGGUGAAACGGAGUCUUGACAAGGCCGGAGAAUCGUCCGGUAUGGUAACCAAGAGGACGAGGCGGAAGUUAUUAAAACAGGACUAUUGAUUUCCCUUUUUUGAGUGACAUGAAUGUCCAUUUUCAAUUACAUUUGACAUGUACAACAGAGCGUUUUACCAUGCCAUCUACAUUAUGUCUGAGAGUUAGUCUCUUCAUCCAUUUUCAUUAAUUUGUACAACAGGUUGUGUAUUGUUCCGUUUUAACUUGCUUUUUGUUCUGUUUACAAUUAACUGCGUUUGAGAGGGUAGGAAGGUUUUGGACAAUGUACAAA
Coregonus sp. 'balchen' is the source of this 39050-nucleotide messenger RNA. The record is from the annotation of a GenBank genome assembly. NCBI's taxonomy places the organism in Eukaryota, Metazoa, Chordata, Actinopteri, Salmoniformes, Salmonidae.